GCCGUGGCGACGUCGUGAGCAAGGCGCAGCCGCAUGUGCGCGCUUUGGGCGCUGCUUCAGGGUCCUCGACCACGUUACCGGCGCCGUGUACCUGCAACGAUCACGCAAAAGACAGACCCGACACGCGACUUGAACUUGGCGAUCCGACUUGCAUGCUGCUGCUGUGCCCGCCUCGCCGUCUGUCUGGAUUGAAGAGCAGGCUUCUUUUCGUCCAGCUUGCAUGCAGACCGACGUCUUCGCCGGGUCCGUCCUGUGUACAUUCCUUCGCCGCUGGAAUCGUAUCCACGCCUUCUGCGUCCUCCCUGUGCUCGAUCUCUCAGGCCGUUUCUUGACGCCCAAACUCAGAUCCAACCGUCAAGACGGCGCAAGCUACCGUGCCAGUCACAUCCGCCCGCUGCGCUUACCCACGCAAGCGGCGCUGGAUACCCGUCCUCUGCCGUACGGAGCAAAGCCUUGUCACGACAACAUAGCAUCGAAGAGGUCGAAGACGACGUCGACGUCUGCUUGCAUAGCUGCAGAGAGACCGCGGACACCGCUCCGACGACAUGCCCUCCGAUCUGCGAUCCAGCCUGGAUCGCUACCAUGACGGAAAGUCCCACGAGCCUCUUCUGGCUACCAAGGACGGCGAGCAACAUCCGGGCUACGAUUCACCACCGCGGCCGCCGCCGAGCCGGAGGAGCACGACCAAAUUUCACGAGAGGGAUCCAGAACUAGAGGCCAAGAAGGCAACAAGGAAGAGGUACACUUACGCGGGGUUCUUCUUGAUCUUGAGUCUGGUCAGUUUCGCCGUCCAGACCGAGACGGCCGUCUACAUACAGUCUCAGCUGCAUUGGGAGAAGGCAUACUGCAUGCUAUACUUUACACACGGCUCGUGGUCACUCCUAUGGCCCAUGACGGUUCUUAUCCUCCGGAUCCAGAAGUGGAACCAGCCAUGGGAUGUCUUCUGGCGGCGGCACAAGGAGAUUCUCACGCAGACCGCGCAGAUGGUGCGCUACCAGACUGUGCACCCGGCUGUCAAGCAGCGGACCGAAAACCCUUGGCCUUUCAUGAUGCGCACGACCGCGUUCGUGACCUGCGCUCUUACCUGCGCUGGCAUUAGCUGGUACAUCGCCGUGAAUCUGACCACAGCAAGCGACCUCACCGCCAUCUAUAAUUGUUCUGCGUUUUUCGCGUACGCUUUCUCCGUCCCGUUGUUGCACGAGAAGGUCAGACUGUCCAAAGUCCUCGCUGUCGCUGUCGCGAUCGCAGGCGUCCUGGUAGUUGCCUAUGGGGGUACAUCACACACGCCCAAGCACGGCAGCAAGUCUGGCGGCGGCGCUGGCGGGCCUGACCACGACAAGAGUAACGAAGAUGGAGAGCAUCCAUACCAGUUCAUCGGGAACGUCAUCAUCGGCAUCGGAAGCGUUCUAUAUGGCUUUUACGAGGUCCUUUACAAGAAGGUGGCGUGCCCGCCAGAAGAGUGCUCGCCUGGCCGAGGCAUGAUCUUCGCAAAUGCGUUCGGUAGCAUGAUGGGCAUGUUCACACUGACCGUCCUCUGGAUUCCGCUCCCGAUCCUACACGUCAUGGGCUGGGAGAAAUUUGAGCUUCCUCACGGCGAGGCCGCCUGGAUGAUGGCCGUGUCCGUGCUCUCCAACGCCGUCUUCUCUGGCUCCUUCCUCGUCUUGAUCUCGCUCACGAGCCCAGUGCUGAGCUCCGUUGCUGCACUGCUGACGAUCUUCAUCGUCGCAAUCAUUGACCAGCUUCUUCCGCCCCCGCUAUACUCGCCACUCACGGGCAGUUCCAUCGCCGGCGGGCUGCUGAUCAUUGCUGCGUUCGUUGUGCUCAGUUGGGCGACGUUUAAGGAGAUGGAUGAGGAGCGCAGGAAGAAGAUUGAGCAGGCCGAUGUGGCGGAGAGCGACAUUGGCGAUGACUUUGAUGACUAGACUUUUGCCGCUGCGCUACGUCCCGAGUGCGCGCCACUUUGCCAGCGUUCUUUUCUGGGGCUUGCAUCUGGGAGGUUGUUUUGCACAGUAUUUUUUUUUUCAUCUACUAAAUAGCGAAAGGCGCCGUCGAGACGAGCGCGUCGCAUGGAGUUAUUUGGGUAUAGACAGUGCGUCUGGUAUAUCAUCAGACUGACUUUAUUCUUUCCAUAGACUGCCGUGAUGUACAGUGUCAGCCACAUCGGCCACCAUCCAAUGUACAUAUGACUCUGUCCUAUUCGAACAGUGUCCUUUGAAAAGCC
Molecule: messenger RNA, 2221 nt
Organism: Verruconis gallopava
Lineage: Eukaryota; Fungi; Ascomycota; Dothideomycetes; Venturiales; Sympoventuriaceae
Exons: 2
Coding region: 546-1922 (458 amino acids)
Cellular component (GO): membrane
Source: RefSeq, a predicted model, not a curated record